AUAUCCUUAUUAAAUUAUAUAUUUUUGAAGAAAAAUUUUAGAAUAUAUUAUAUUUAAGAUAAUAAAUACGUCAAAUUAUAUCAUAUAAUUAUAAUUGAAGGUGACAUUAAUAUGACGAUUUCCAUGAGAGGUGACGGAUAGUUAUUAUUAUUUUUAGGAUAUUCUCACUAUUCAUAAUUCCUGGAUACCUAUGUUAAAUUCGAGAUCUUGGUGGAAUCAGCAAAAUAAUCUAACUAAAUCAGCUUAUUCUUGGCUAUUUAUUACAAUCCUUGGAAUUGGAACAUUUAUCUUAGCAAAAAACGAUUUGAAUAAAAGAAAGAGAAAGCAUUUACUAAAAAAGAUUAAAGCUGAAGAUUAACCAUAAUUUUCAAAAUAUGGAAGAAAUGCAGAUUGAUAAACCAACAGAAGUAGAAAAGGUUUUGUCCCACCAAAGUUAUAUAAAAAAUUUGAUAAAUAAAAUUGAUGAUAAUGAUGUUUCACUAGCUUUAGAAGCUACCUGUUUAAUUAAAAAUAAAAUAAUUGGAAGUGAUAGAAAAAAAUCAGUUAUAUUGUAUCUAAAUAUAUUUCCUCAUCUAAUUAAAGUUUUAACGCAAAACGAUAAAAAUAGCAGGCCAGAUUUUGAGAGAUUAAAACUAGAAAUUUUAUAUAUUAUGACUAGCAUUGUAAAGAUAUCAAAAAAUUCACCAAAUUCAAAUUUAUCGCUCUUAUUUACAGAGGAAAUUCAAGGAUUCAUAUAUCAAGAUCUAUUAAGUUCAAAUUAUAAAAUAAUGGAGGGAUCUUUAUUUUGUCUGCACGCAUUAUCUAUUAAAGGAUUACUCAAUUAUAAGAAAUUAUUCCAAGUUAAUGUAAUGUCCAAGCUUCAUCAAAUUUUAACAACUCUUUCUACCUUUAAGAGCCUUGAAUAUAUAACUUAUAUAAUGGCCAAAUUACCUACCUUGAUCUUAAAGCAACAUCAAGAUGUUAUCAUUAACCAUCAUCUACUAGACUUUUUGUUAAAAAAUUUGGGUGAUUUAAAUGUCCCAGAAAAGAUCAAAAUAAAUGUCUUGGAGUUUUACGAAAAACUUACCAGAGAGCAAGUAUUGCCAUCCUCACUUUGGAAUUACAUAUUGAGAGACGAUGUUACAAAAAACAAUGCAACAAAAAUUACCAAAACCCAGAAACUUUUGAAUUUGUUUGAUACCUUGCAACACAGCGAUAAACCCUUAAUAGUUCAAUACCUGGCAGCUAAAUGCGUCCUAAAUAUAUUUAAAAAUUUGAUAACUUCUUUCGGUAAAUCGCACUCCCUUCACAUAUGUCAAUUCGAGCGACUCAUAUGCAACGCUGAUAUACAGACUCAACAUCAAGAACUAAACAUAGAUUCCUUGAUACUCAAAAGAACCUUGCCCACCUUUGUUAGAAUUAUCAAUGUUACCAGUCACAAUAAACUCAAGAUAAAUGAUAAUAAUCACAAUAGUAAUUACGAACUGCUAAUCGAAUCGAUUAAUACAUUGGCCGAACUAGUGGAUUUGCAUCCAGAUCUUCAAAUGACGGCAUGUUAUACAAAUCAACUUUUAAUAACAGUCAAUGAAUUAUUAAACUCUAAAAUCUGUGCUGACAUGGGCAUUCCACAUGAAACUACCAAAGGUAAAAUUUUGAGAUGCGGUCUUCUCAAACUGUGUUCCGUUUUGUGUAGCCAUCACGAAAAUGUGCGAAAAAAGUUAGUAGACUCUCCUUAUGAUCUCAUGGAAUAUGUCACCAAGGCAAUUAUGUUCAAUGAAAAUUGUGAUACAGAUAGCGAAAUGUUGAGGUAUUCUUCUAUCUUAUGCUUGCUCUCCUUCUCCCGUUCGAUACAGCUAUUGAGAACCAAUUUCCUGGACACUAAUAUUUGGAAAAGCUUGGUUGAUAUUGCUAAAUCGCUUUAUAAAGAAAUAGAUUCCAAACAAAACCUCACGUUAAAUCAAUUGAAUGACAUGAAAUUACAAAACUUGAGGGAGAGUCCUAUCUUGAUCAAAUUAAAUAUUCUGAACGCAUGCGUUAGUUUGAUAUGCAAUUUGUUGCUUGACUUCUCACCAGCUAAAGAAUAUCUGAUGACUCAAUCCGACAUAGUUGACAUCCUAUGUAUAAUCAUUAAAGAUCCAAAAUAUGAUGGACCAUUCAAGCAAAUCAUUAAGCUGAAUGCUAUAUGGGCUCUUAUGAACGCUUCCUUUAAAGCUGAAAAGUUUGUUAAAUUGGAUAUUUUAACCCGUCUCGACUUUAACUCGCACUUGCUUCCUGCAUUACGCAAGCUAACCGAUCCAGGUAUGAUUUGCCCCACUAACACCGCUAGAAAUGAGCAUUCAUCUUACCAAGAGAACGAUGACUAUGAGGAAAAUCAUGAAAGUAUUUUUGGAAUUAAAGUUUUGGGAUUGAUGCGAAACGUUUGUUCCGGAGGUAAAAGUCAUUUGACCGUCGUGUUGCCUAACAUAGGGGAGGCUUUGAUAAAUGAAUUAAGUUCUAUCAUCAGUUGCCCUUUUGCGUUGCCUUACAUCAAGGAACUAGCCAUAUGUGUGUUGAUAAACCUUUCCCAAGCUGGUGAAAUUUUGAACGAAGAAAAUAAUAGCUCCAACACAACCGAUACAUCUUCAUACCCCAUGGAAACUGUCUUGCCUGAUGAAAAUCGUGUCGGCAGUACGAAAAAUCUUGAAAAACUCGAAAACAAUUACGCGAGAAAUUUUUCAAUUUUCGAUGACGAGAAACCGAUUAAGGAUACGGAUACCCGAGAGGAAAAGGUGUGGUUGGGUGGAGCCACUUACUCCAUCUUACAUCCCAAUUAUUUGACUGAUCCGAAUGCCUUUGCAAACUCGAAUUUGAUUAUGAAAGAGCGGGCCAAUUAUUUAUCGCCUACCAUAAUUAUAAAAAAAUUUUUGGCAAGCAAAUUGAAAUACAACCUGGCCUUGCGCGAUGACAUUUUAAUAGCUUUGAUAGAUUGUGUCUUUGCUUCACCCGCUUACGAUGUAUAUAAUCAAACCGAUUUUGAAAAUAAUAUUUCCGCCAUCGACAAUAGCCAGAAAAUGGCAGAAGCAAAGGAUGCUAACGCUAAACCUUAUACGUCACCUCUGAAUUUAGAAGAUAAAGCCCCUGGGCCUCCUUGCGAUGACCCUAUGUCUUUGGAUAUUCCUUUCUCUAUGAAGGGAAGUCCGAAUCCAAACCUUAACGACACGAUAACAAUCGAAGAUUUAGGUGAGGAUGAGAGUAGUGCCGACAGUGAAGUUAAUAACAAUAACACAGGCAAUGCACAUACUGCAGAGGCUGACCUACCCCCAGCGGCUCUCAAAGGCGGCGUUUCUUAUACCGUCUCCAUACUUACAGAGAUUCAAAAUAAUCAGAACAAAGAGGGCAGAGGGAACGAUAACCAAAGCUUAAACCCUAACACAUCUACCACUAGCAACCAAAAACCACAAGAUCUUACAUUUCAAUCAUCCGUUGAUAAAAGCAAUGAAUUGACAUCAACCCCACUAAACCAUUUACAAAGAAGUGCCAUAAGAUGUUUGAAUGCUUUAUACGCGCCAAAGAAUAUAGCCAAAAUCGAAUCCGUUUGUGAAUAUGUUCCUUUCCCUCUAAAUAUGUUAACCAGGGAAUAUUACUAUAAUUCUAGUGGAACGUUUCAACAAAUUGCCGACGAAAGCUCAACAUCAUACAACAACAAUAGAGUCUCUAUCAAAUCCUUCUAUUGGCGGGUACUAUACAACGUUUUAAAAGGCCGACCCAUUUUUCAUACGAACGAUUUUAUUAUGGAUAAAAAUUUAUCGGACCAAAAUAAUUUAACCACCUCCAAAAUUAAAUUUAUAGCUCUCAAAAACUUUAUCAAGCUCCUCAAGAGGCAAACCAAUAUUAUCAUACCACCGCCUCCUAAUCAACCUACUUCAUCAUCCAAUUUAUCUCAUGAUAUCGAUAAUGACGCCAUUAAAUCAAAUCAGAUUCAGUGCCCUAAACAGUCUGAAAGAACCUCGAAAAUAUUUGAAGUGAGCACGGAUAUAUCUCUAAGAAACGAUAUUCUCAUCGACACGAAUCGCGAAAACGUUAAAAAUAUCAUACCCGCGUUCGUUUCAUGGCUCAAAGAUGAAAGCAAAGUUAAUAAAAAACGGGCAGGCACCAGGAAAGUAAAGGCUCAAGAUGAUACAAUCAACACCGUUAAUAUAAUUUAUAACAAAGAAGAAGAGGAAGAAAAAUAGAUUUUGAAUAAUGAUAUAUAAAUGGGAUAAAUUGGACAUUUCGACAAGGAGAAAAUGUUUUAUAAGAGAUAUAUUUUUUCGAUAUUAUUCAUUAAGAAAUGUGAAUUUUUAUUUUAGGUAUGCAAUAUUUAUCAGCUUCAACCUUAUUAUUAUUUUGUUUUAAAAUAUUAAUCUAUAAAACAUAGCUUUUAUAUUUAUUAUCGCCAAUUAUU
This is a messenger RNA of Gordionus sp. m RMFG-2023, 4402 nucleotides long. RefSeq lists its product as uncharacterized. Gene Ontology annotation, cellular component: GID complex. The coding region runs from base 375 to 4190 and encodes 1271 amino acids. Lineage: Eukaryota; Metazoa; Nematomorpha; Gordioida; Chordodea; Parachordodidae. The record is from RefSeq and is a predicted model, not a curated record. Gene Ontology annotation, biological process: proteasome-mediated ubiquitin-dependent protein catabolic process. The transcript is spliced from 15 exons.